AUUGGCCGGCCCUGCCAACCUCUCCAGCGCCGUGCUGACCAGUAAGGUGUCGGAGCUGGCGUGUGUCUGUGUGGGGUUGGGAAUGGCUCCACCCGAUUUCAGCUACAUAGGCAGUAGACAGGGCCGGGCAGUCGUGUGUCAGGUGAAGCUGUCCAAUGGGUUGAUGGUUCACGGUCCACAGUGCCAAUCAGAAAACGAUGCCAUGGAGAAAGCUGCCUUCUUUGCACUCCAGAGACUGAACUCAGUGGGGUCUGGCUUCCCCCUCCCUCCUCCUCUAUACCCAGGAAUGGGUCAGAUCCGACCCCCACCCUUAGGACCCAUGCCCCCCGGGGUCUUCAACCAACAAGGUGGUUUGCUGUUGCCCCAGGGUUUCGGCCCUGCCCCCCUGUGGGGAAUGCCUCUGCCUCCUCACCACCACCAGAACCAGCCGUUCUUUGGACCAGUGGGAACCUUCCCUGGUGCCGCCUGCCCCCCCCAGCCUGCAACGCUGCCCAUCGGCUCACACAACCAGUUUAUUCCGUUACAGGUGACGAAGAAGCGAGUCUCAGCCAACAAAAAGAACCAGGACACACGAGAGUUCUACAGCGCCGCCCACACUGUGUCCAGAAACCAAUCCCAGAGAUCCCAGAACCAGCCCUUCAGCCAUUCACUGGCUCAGGGGGAAUCCCACCAGUAUGCCGCCAACAGCAACCACUCCCCGGGGAGUCUCGGUCUGGGUGAAACGCCGGCAGCACCGCACACGCCCCCUCGGCAAAAUGUCCCAGCGACAGGCCUCACCCCCGGCUCCUCCUCCAAGAAGAAGCACAGAAAGCUGGCUGUCAACUUUGAGGCGGCUAAAGUCUCUGAAUGAUGAGCUGUGUGUGUGUGUGUGUGUGUGUGUCUGUGUGUUGUUUUUAAGCUGCUGUUUUAAAGCCUGACUCAGCAUCUCUGAUCAAAACCUCAUCAGUGCGAAAGUUUCUUUUCACUCAAACCUUUUUUGAAGGACAGAAUUCAGUUGACCUUUCACCUCUUCUGUUGAGAUCAGAGUUGUGUCAUGUGACCUGGUCUUUGUAGUUUUAUGUUCACUUCAGCGUGUUAGUAACAGGUCGCUGUACAGUGUGUUUAGAAGAGUGAGGUGCAUUCUGGGAUAGAUUUGUUUUUUUCUUCUUCGGGAGUAAAAGAGGUUGAUUUUAUGGAUCGAUUCCUCUUCUUAGCAGAAGUGAUUUUAAGUCUUAUAUCUUUGAAUCAGUAUAUCAGUGCUUAUUCAGCACACUUCAAUUCAAACUGUUUAUUACAGCUUUUAUUUUAUUUUUCAGCUCUGGCUUUUAAAUCCGUCAGCCAGCUGAACGUCGCACAGAUCACGGAACCCUGUUUUGUGAUAAACGUUCGCUCACUGAUCGUGUAGUUAAAUAUAAGGAUAUUCAAAAACAAUCGCCUGGUUUCAACUCGUAGAAAUAGAGAACGAGGGUUUUACUUCCUGUGGUUGUUCACUGAGCUCCAUCUGGUUGAGUGAAAUGUCUUCGUUAAAUAUGCAUUGUAGAAGAAGUCCUCUUGGUUCUACAUACUUACUACUUCCUGCUUUUCUUUCUGUAUACUUGUUGACAUACGAAGUCAUUUGGAAAACUCAUUUGACCUCAUGCGAUGCUGUCUUUUGUUUUUGUUAACUGUUAAUUACGCAUAAAAAUGGGCCUUCUAUCACAGCUGUGCUCGUACAGACUGAUCAGUAUGUGAAGCGUCUGCUCUGUGGAGUUUGGAUCAGUGGUGUUAAUCAGGCCAGGAUUGAUUUUAAUCUUUUCUUUUCCUGAUUUUAUUUCCAUCACACUUUUGACGCCUUGCUGCAGUUUUUAUACUUUCCUUUUUUUUUUUAUGGUUUGUCGACGACACGGCCAAAGUAAAGAAGUUGAAUGCACAUAAUGCAGAAUUAUCACACACACUGAUAUUGCCACUGCAGAGUCAAAUCCCACCUACAGUGUUGAAAUUGCCAGCCUUUGUUUUUAUUUGUUUAUUUUUCAUGAACUGCACCUGGUGAGGAAGUCCUUAUUUCAUUUUAUUGUUGCCGUCUACAAACUAAUCUGUGAGAUUUGUUCAGUCAUACUUCAGCCACAUUUCACAAGAAACUCCGUGUUAGAGUCCAUCAUUCACCUUUUGGGGCUUGAGGAUAAUUGGUGACCUUUACAACUUGAUCAAGUAAGCAUUGAACUACGAUACAUAUGUAAGUGUUAAAUGAGUUAUUGUGAUCGAUGUAAAUGCAGCCAAAGACUAAACAGUGCUAAUAUACUGAAACAUGCUUUUGGGACAUUCCUCCAGGUCUCUGUUGAGGACUUUCAUUUGAAAUCUGGGUUUAUCUACAUAAGAACACACACAUAGAAUUGAUCAUUUUUAAUUCUUUUUUUUUUUUCUUUUUCAAGCUAUGGAUUUUAUGGAUACCCAUUUUAUAGACGGUCUUGGGCUCUUUUGUAAUCUAAUGAUUGCGAGUAGAGCUAGUGAUUGAGGUGAAGUGUCUUUAGGCACAAUGUUGUUUUAAGACUGAGAACCGAGGACUCGAGGAGCUUUUAAAACAUUUUGGAAAUUGAAGCACACCUGUUUUUCUUUUUUUGGGAAAUGAAACAAAGUAGAGAAUUCUCAAUAUGAAGAGAUAAUGACUUGCUGUUUUGAUCCAGGAAUGUGCUGUAAAUAUCCAUUUAAUAAAGAAAAUCUUUUGUUACAGCA
This is a messenger RNA of Anarrhichthys ocellatus (wolf-eel), 2688 nucleotides long. RefSeq names its product 5'-3' exoribonuclease 1-like. The record is from RefSeq and is a predicted model, not a curated record. Bases 83 to 850 code for a protein of 255 amino acids. The transcript is spliced from 5 exons. Lineage: Eukaryota; Metazoa; Chordata; Actinopteri; Perciformes; Anarhichadidae.